This is a messenger RNA of Solanum tuberosum (potato), 578 nucleotides long. RefSeq names its product receptor-like serine/threonine-protein kinase At1g78530. The coding region runs from base 28 to 447 and encodes 139 amino acids. Gene Ontology annotation, cellular component: membrane. The transcript has 2 exons. Gene Ontology annotation, molecular function: protein kinase activity; ATP binding. The record is from RefSeq and is a predicted model, not a curated record. NCBI's taxonomy places the organism in Eukaryota, Viridiplantae, Streptophyta, Magnoliopsida, Solanales, Solanaceae. Gene Ontology annotation, biological process: protein phosphorylation.
CCAGCCAACAUUCUUUUGGAUGAAGAUAUGGUGGCUCAUGUUGGUGAUUUUGGAAUCUCUAAGAUUUUAGCUGUCAGCAAGUCCGUGGCACAUACAGAGACAUUGGGCACUCUUGGAUACAUUGCACCAGAAUAUGGCUCAGAGGGAAUAGUGUCUGCUAGUGGUGAUGUUUAUAGCUACGGAAUCAUGUUGAUGGAGGUUUUGACCAAAAGAAGGCCAACAGAUGAAGAGAUAUGUAAUCAAAAUCUUGACCUGAGGAAAUGGAUAAUACAAUCAUUUUCAGGGAGUAUGACCGACGUCGUGGAUGCCAAUAUUUUUUCUGAGGAAGAACAAAUUACUUGUAAAAGUAAAAUGUGCAUAGCCUCCAUGAUAGAAUUGGCUUUAGACUGCACAAAGGAAAUGCCAGAAUCAAGAAUAACCAAUGAAGGAUGUAGUCAAGAGGCUUAACAAAAUCAAGAACGCAUUGUUGGAAAUGUAGAAGUUAGCAUCUGUUUCGGUGGUGUUCUUUCUGAUCUGCAAGUUAACAUGUUACUUUUUGUUUACCUAGUUUCUUUAGUCGUUCAUACUUCCUGGAGACA